This is a messenger RNA of Pseudomyrmex gracilis, 4094 nucleotides long. Its product is annotated as S1 RNA-binding domain-containing protein 1. Lineage: Eukaryota; Metazoa; Arthropoda; Insecta; Hymenoptera; Formicidae. The coding region runs from base 758 to 3412 and encodes 884 amino acids. The transcript has 4 exons. Gene Ontology annotation, molecular function: mRNA binding; structural constituent of ribosome. Gene Ontology annotation, biological process: nucleobase-containing compound metabolic process; translation. The record is from RefSeq and is a predicted model, not a curated record.
AUCUACUAUUUGGAUAAUUUAAGAAUUGUAGCAUUUAUUAGAUCUCACUUUUGUGUAAAAAGAUUGUCAUUUUUGAAGAAAGUCAUGAUACAUAUAUGUAUCAGCUAAAAAGAGUAUUCUCUAAAAAUUCACAGUUUAAAUGUUACAGAUUGUCUUUGUAUUGAUAGCUAUAGGGCUUUUCUGUUAAUCACUUUAAGACUAUAGUUGAAUAAUAUAAAAUAAUAUAGUCGUCACACACACAGCACUCUACAUUAACGGUACAGUUUGUAUACUGCUGAAAACAAUGAUAAAAAAUAGUAAAGUUUAUUGGCUUAAGAAUUUAUCUUCAAAUUUGUAAAGAAAAUAUCUUCAUAUAAGCCACAGGUACUGGCACAGUAUAUAAAACUCUUAAGAAUCUUAUUGUAUCUGAUGGUAGAUGUAAAAACAGUAAAAUAAAAAUGUACUAAUGGCUGAUAUGAAUGUUUAAAUGGUACUGUCAGUCUUUUUUAGUUUACAUUUAAAGACCAAUAAAGAUAACCCUGAUGCUUAAAGCGCACAAGUGAACCUAAUGUCCUGUUGUCGAUAUGACAGAUUUCCUAACCUCGUGAGAGUGCUGAGUGAGCAAGUUUGACGCUUAACAAUUCGAUUCGCGAGACAGAGCAACGCUUUUUUCUGCCAAAUUCACUCAUUUUGAACAAAACCGCGUCGAAUGAGCGCAAACAUACAUCAUUCCAAGAGACGGUAGGAUAACACUAAAUAUAAAACAAUAUUUUCUAAGAUGGAAAGAAAGUUAAGAGCUAGAUGCAACCAACCAAUAAUUGAAAUAUCAGAUUCAGAUGAUGAAGAUUGUAAAAUAUUUUCUAAAGUAGAUAAAGAUGAGAAUUAUGUAAUAGAAGAAAAGAAAACGAAGGUAAAAGUUACAAGAAAGAAGAAAGAACCAGCAAAACCCAGAAACCAGAAAACUACGCAAAUCACGAAUGUUAAAUCUAUCAAGAGAAAAAAUCAAGAAGAAAGCUUGGAAAUGGUUACUAGCAAGAAGCCAAAGCUGGAAGAACCGUCAUCAUCAGUUUUAGAUUCCAAAACAUUUCAACAAAAUCAGAAAGAUACAAUCAAAACUGAUACAAAACAGGAUGUAAAGAUUAAAGGAAAUUCUAGUUUUUCAGAAUGCACAGAAUGGACUGAUGUUGACUACAUAAGUGAAGUUAACAAUGUCGAUAGACAUAUUGCUGAGAACAUAAUAAAGCUCUUCAAGGAGGAUAAUACUAUACCUUUCAUUGCAAGAUACAGAAAGAACAUGACUGGAUCCAUGGAACCAGAUCAGUUGAGAGCACUUAAGGAUAGUUUCGAGCAAGUAAAAUUGAUCAAACACCGCGCUGCAAAUAUUAUCAAAAGCAUUGACAAGUUAGGAAAAUGGUCACCAGAAAUUCACUCCGCCGUCACAUCCGCAAAAUCUCUCGCCGACCUCGAACAUAUUUAUUCUUUGUAUAAACCGUCAUCGAAACGAACUCUGGCAGAAAGAGCGAGAGAAUUGGGUCUAGAAGGUAUCAGCAAUGCUGUUUUGAAGGGACAGAGAAUACCACCGCUUGUAUCUUUGAUAGACAAGCAGAAGGAAGGCUUGCAAAGUGAGGAGCAAGUAAGAGAUGGUAUCGUACACAUAAUAGCGGAUGUAAUUAGCAAAGACAAGGAGGUUUUCGAUAAAGUGAUGUCUUUUCGAAAGAUAUACAAUAUAGAUAUACAGACGACACAGUUGUCUUCGACGUCGGAGAACUCGAACAACGAGAACGAGCAUAAAUACAAAAGUUACUUCAGCUUUAAGUCAAGCGAAAGGAAUAUCAAGCCGCAUCAAAUAUUGGCUAUCAAUCGGGCUGAAUUGCAGAAGAUCAUCAAUGUGAAAGUUGUUGUUCCGGAUGUUUUCGAGCGUGCAUUUAAAAUCUAUUGUCUGUCACGAUACACGUAUCGUCAAGAGUCAAGAGGAAAUUCGAUCAGGUUGCAUGAGGAUUUGCUUCGCACCAGUAUCGAUUACGCUUACAACAAACUCAUCAAGCGCCUCGUGGUACGUCGAGUGAGGAGCGAGAUGAAAGAAAGGGCAGAAGUGGCGUCUAUAGAGGUCUUCGCAACUAACGUCAAGCAGUUAUUGCUCACACCUCCUGUGCGAGGCAAAGUUGUACUCGGCAUAGAUCCGGGUUUUUAUCAUGGAUGCAAACUCGCUGUCGUGUCGGAACACGGCGACGUUCUCGAAACCGCUGUAAUAAAGCCCAACACCCAGCAGUCGCAAGCGUUUGAAAAAUCGACCAAAACAUUGCAGAAAUUAAUAAAGGAACACAACUGUACGGUAAUUUCUUUAGGAAACGGCACGGCGUCCAGAGAAACCGAAAUGUUUCUUACAAGAUGUAUACAAUCCAAGAUGUUCGGCUCGCUGGACGUUAAGUACACGAUUGUUGACGAAGCUGGAGCCUCGAUUUACAGUUGCAGUUCCGAGGCAAAAUCCGAGUUCUCGGAUCUCGAUCCGAACCUGAUAUCGGCGGUUUCGAUAGCGAGACGUUUGCAGGAUCCUCUGGCAGAAUUGGUCAAAGUAGAGCCGAAACAUCUAGGAGUCGGACAGUAUCAGCACGAUCUUCCCGAGAAACAAUUGCUGAACGCGCUGGACGAAGUAGUUACAGAAGCCGUGAGUUUUGUCGGAGUCGACAUCAAUACAGCUUCUCACUGUCUGCUGCGAAGAGUAGCCGGUCUAACAAAUUAUCGAGCCGCGAGUAUUAUAGAAUGGCGAGCCAAACACGGAGCGUUUAGAAAUAGAAAGCAACUGUUGGAUGUAAAGGGCGUCGGCAGCAAAACGUUCGAACAGUGCGCGGGAUUCAUAAGAAUUCUGCCGGAGACAGCAGUGACUAGCGAAAUCUCAACGAAAACAGGCAAAAGAACAACGUCGAAGAACAACGAUCUCAAUCCUUUGGAUCAAACGUGGAUUCAUCCGGAAUCGUACGCGAUAGCGAACAAUUUUGUUGUGAAUCACUGCAAAUGCAAGUUGAACGAUCUCGGUACUUCGGCAUUUAUCGAGAAGAUAAAUGUUCACGCGAAAGCGGGAUGCGCCGCGCUGGCUGCACAGUUUGAUACCAACGAGGCUACAAUGGAGAUCAUAGUUAAAGCUUUGACUAUGAGGAAGAACGAGGACAUACGCUUAGCAUCAAAUUGUCCUCUGUUUCGCGACGGCAUGAAGAGUAUCAAAGAUUUAAGCGUGGGUACCGUGUUGAACGGUGUUGUGCGGAACGUUACGCAUUUCGGAGCGUUUGUAGACAUAGGUGUCGGCGAUCAGGGAUUGAUACAUGUUACGCGUAUGAAAAAGCAGACUCUGCAAGUGAGCCAGCGUGUAGAAGUGAAGGUAAUCGAGGUUGAUGUGACACGCAAGAGAAUCGGUCUCGAGUUAAUGACAACGUUGUAGAUAGAGGUACGCGAAUUACUCUUUCCGGUAUUUCGACUUGAUCUGCGGUUUUUGCCGCACUUGGUAUUAAUGUAUUCAAUAUAAUUACCUGAUGUUUGAUUAUAGUUUGCGUGUAAUUCGCAUAGGAUAAUGUUCUUGAAUGCGUGCGCGCGCGAGGCUACUGGAGUUGCAUUACCAUUAGUCGCUUAAAAACUGUUGUAUCUACUUUCGACAUUUUUUUAUAUCAAUUAUUAUUAUUAAUUUCGAUCAGCAUAGGGUCUCGCGUGUUUAUACUCUUCUAUCAGAAUCUUUUCUGGCGAGUGGUUUAUCUAGAAAAAAUGAAUCCCGUUUUACGUCGUGCAUCGUGAACGCCUAAAACGAGAACUCUAUAUGCGCAGUUGCGGCGAGUUUGCAAAAGGAAUUUCAGUCACGUAGUAACGCGAACCUUUUCCUUCGCUAGUAGCAAAAGUACGGUCGGUUCACGAUCUACAAGGGUGAGGGAGAGGAAGGAAGAAAGUGUAGUCUGUGCGCUGGAUGCUAUAGGAAGAAGGUUGCGAUUACGAUAGAACGCGUACGCUGGUUUAACUUUUUAAGCCAGAUUUUUCUCGACACCGCGAAUUAUAUUGCGAUUUGCUGUGUGCUCUAUUUUAUUUUAAAAAAAACAUUUAUUUUUUAAUUNNUUUCAUUUCNUGUCGUUCUUUUG